UCGCGUGUGUGGUUACAUCCCCGCGAUUGUAGAGCGUGGCUGAGUGCGACCGCGUGCCAGCGCAGUAGGUUAGCGCGCAUUAGCACGAGCCCUUUACGUGUGGCGAGUGUCCGCGACUCGCAACUACUCGAAGUCGACCGAGGAGGUUGCUGCCCACAAUAGCGGUUUUUGAAUCCCCAGAUCGGAAAUCCUCAACGUAAGAGACACCUCGAAAGGUCGGCGCGGGCAAACGGAUGGACAUCACGUUGCCGAGGGCUCAAUAAAGGAACAAAGUUACGGAGCAACAUGGCGAUCAUGCCGAAUCAACAGAUCCGGAAGGGCAGUCCGGGGACCGUUUCGUUCUCAAAUUUUGCGCUGUAAUCGAGCGCUCGUCGGCUCGACGUGAGUUUGGUGAAUCUCGCGAUAGCCGUGACAUUUGAAGACAUUUCGCCGAAGAGGCGCAGUGAUACCGUCUAAGAAUUAAGGAACGUUGAAACUCGAAUUCGCUCGUCAAGAAAGGUUAAGUGCAACCUCGUACCUUGUACGCGCGAAACGUCCCGAUACGACGUAGUUUGUUUAAAGACUGUAAAGCGGCGUUAAUAGACGUUACAAGGUAACGCCAAGAAUCGGUUGUAAGCCUGCGGCAACGCGAUGUCAAUUAUUUUCGGAGCGCCCGUUGUCGGCAGGGAUUUUUACGUGAAGUUAACUCGUAGUUCUGUCAAAUGAGCGUGGAAGUAUGUAAGUUAAACGCGUACUUAGGGUCUAAGGACUCUCCUCGAGUAUUUGUGAGGUUAGAGAGCAAACUCCCUGCCUGGACAAGCAAGGAACUUAAGGGAGUUGGGUGUUGUUAUACCGUGUAAUGAGUGGCGGUGGUUUCCGAGGGAGGGGCUUCGGACCACGGGGUGUACGUCCUAGUGGACCAGCUGGUGGGCCCCGGUUUCCAAACCCGAAUUACGGGCAGCUGGGUAGAAACGACAAUUGGUCCGAGCGCCCUGCUCGGCUCCCAUUUCCAGCAUGGCGAGGCAAUGGACCUCCUCCGUUUCGGAAUCAGAGACCUCCGUUUCGGUUCAAUGGACCAUUUCCUGUUGGCAAGAGAGGCCAAGGAAUGCCGAGGGGCAUGCCAGGCCGAGGACGUGGCCCAAGCAUGCACCGCUUUCCAGGGCCACCAGGUGUACCAGGACUUUCCGCUCCCCCAGGUCCUCCAGGUCCUCCGGGUCCUCCCGGGAGAGGUGGCUUCAGAUUCGGAGGACCACAGUGGAGGUACGACGGUCCGUUCGAACCUCAACGGACGGAACCUCAAGGCCCUCCAUUGCUCGGCUCAGAAGAAGAGCGUCAGCUGAAAAUCACAGAAACUGCAGACAUGAUUAAGCAGAAACUUUCUUCAAUUACCAAAGAGGAAGUGAUGGAAUUGUGGGACUUAGAAGAAUCGACGGACCCUUUACCUGCUUCUACCAGUGAUGACACAGCGAUUGCCGAUAAAGGAAUCCCUGAAUUGCGACACGAACCUCCAGAGCUCGAUUUAACGUUUAAUGAUCUCAAGGAUAUCGGUAGAGUUACUCUGGAUGGAGUGGGAAUGCAUGGAGGGCCAAUUGUAGAUUCUAGCAAGAGCCGAUGCGAGAAUUCAGAAGAAAAAACUUGCCAGGAUCAAACUGUGGAAAGUACUUGCCAGGAUCAAAUAAACGAUAUUACUUUUUAUGAACAAGUGGGUGGUAGUACGUGUCAAGACCAAACAGUCGAAAGCACCUGUCAGGAUCAAACAGUCGAAAGCACCUGUCAAGACCAAACAGUUGAAAGCACAUGCGAGGCCCAGGUAUUCGAGGAACAACAAGGCAACUCUGAAUCCUCUAACGCAGUGAAAGUCAGUGCUAAUUUGAUAGUUUCGGAGGUUAUGUCUGAUAGUGAUUUGGGUGAAAGUUCAGUGAAAGAGCCAGUUAACUCAUCUCCGACAACGACAGUGACGGUACCUGUAAGCGAGGCUACUAGACAAUCCCUGGAAGGCCCACCAGGAGUGGAAGUAGCGGUAACCAAGUUGAAUAACUCUGGUACCUGCCCCGAAACUGUCGAAGCCAAGAAAAAUCAAGAGAAAAGUUCCAUGCAAACUCCUGUGAGUAAAGCAUUACCACCGAGUUCACAGGAAGCGCCACAAGGUAACCCCAUUCAGGUUGUAAUCGGUGAUCGAGACGGCAGAUCGAGUUCAGGUAGCCAAUACGAAAGUAAGCCAACAGAGUCUUUCAAUAAUGUGACGUUCAAUACCGAACUGUCACCUCCGUUUCAUAAUAGACCAAACUUCCGACCUAGGAACACAGGGCCUCGGUUCGGACCCAGAGAUCCGAGGCCCAGAUUUACUCAGCCAUUCCCUCAUGAUUCAGGUCCAGUCUUCAGAGGUCCACCACCGAAUGCGAAUCUCCGACCAUUUCCUAUGACUAGUCAAUCUGGCACCCACGGAUAUCCUAACCAGAGCCAGAUGUGUCCUCCGAUGCCGUUCCAGCAGAACAAAAUGCCCCCUGACUUCAAUCCCAGGGGUCCUCCUCCGAACAUGGUUUUACCUGGAAAACCCACGUCGGAUGACUCUCAAUCUCAAUCCGACAAAACCACCUCCGAGAACUUAUCGAAGGGAUGUAAACCUGCGAGUAAACUGACCAGUGUCCACGGUCCACCUGCCUUCGUGCCCAGAGGACCUCCACCCAUGAGCAUAUCGACUAACGUGCCUCCACCUGGCAUGGCUCCACCUACGGCCAGUGUCCUACCACCGGGUGUUGCGGUCAGUAAGUCAAGCAAAGAGGAACUGGUCAACCUGCCAGGCUUCAAUCCUCACCAACCACCACCGAAACUUCCUCCGAAGGAGGAGAUUCUGCAGCCUCCACCUGCCUUCGAUCCAAGACUCUCUUCGCAGGAUCGCUCCAGCUUGCUGCCAGGCAAUAAUGUGCACUCAGCGGGUGGAGUGAUGACUAUGGGGAUGAUGGAACCUCCUCCGAUGGGUGACUUCACCUUGACCUCCAGUUAUCCACCCAUGGCACCGCAGAUCCCACCCAUGGGCAUGCCAGGGCCACAGUCCUUCGUUCCAACUGUACCGAUGCCCUUUGCUCCAGUGAUGCCUCCUGCGGCUCUGCCACACAAGUUCCCUGUACCGGAUGUGACCAUCAAGCCGGUAAACGUGCACCCUUUACCCCAGUCUACGGUAUGUAGUCCUGCGGUGAGCCUUAUACCACCUCCGCUGCCAAAGGAACCUCCUUCGGGUACAGGUCCAGGACUCGGCAUGGAGGACGACCUUGAAGAGAUGCAGGAAGCUAUGGAGUUCGCCAAGCAGUUGAUGAACAUGUCGGGGAAAGAAAACACCAGCUCCGUGCAGUUCCACAUGCCGACGUUUCCGAAUCUCCCGCCAGUGGCCACGGUCGCCGAUGGUCAGGGUAAGGUACCCAAGUUGAAGGAACACAAGUCGAAGAAGACGAAGCACGACGUGAAGUACGGACCCCAGCCCAUGCCCGUGGUCACGGUCUUACCCAAGGAGGCGGUAUCCAGGGCAGUGCCGGAAGAGCCCACCCACAACCCCGUCGUCGAGGAAGACGCACCUCUGGUCGAGGAGCAGUCUCGGCCUAAGGUCGUCUUCAACUUGAACUCGAAGACGAAGGUGAUCGCCAAACAGGACGAGUGGCAAUACCAGGUAGAAGAGGUCUCUACGAAGCUGAAGAAGCUGAAACCGCUGAUCCAGUCCGGAGCCCGGACUGGCAAGGAACUCGCCUUCAACCAGCUCGAGGCAGAGGCUCCCCAGAGCACCGAGUUCAACGACAAGAAGAAGAAGAAGUCCGGGCGGGACAAGGAGAAGGAGAACGAGAGGAGCUACCGGUACCACGGCUCUGAGUCCUACGAGUCCCACGCUAAGGACAGGACCACCAGGUCAUCCUCGCCCCCGAAGGCUCAUACCUCCUCCAGGAGGGUCGAGACCUCUGUGUCGGAAACUUCCUGGAAGACCAGGGUCAUCAACCGGUUCCUGAAGAUGAGCAAAAACGACAUUCGGAAUAUGGUUAAUAAUUCAAGCCUUAGGAAGUUCGACAUAGCCAUGAAGCACCUCGUCAAGGAGAAGAGGCCCUCGCUGUCCUGGGAGAUGCGGAACUCCGAGGAAGAGAAGAUCAGGCACUACGACCGGGAGGAGUUCAUGUCCCAGUUGAACGCAAUGCUCGACCCCAGCGCCACCGUUGAUAUCACGAACCUCCCCACGGAGUUCAUCCACCACCUCUCCGAGGUUCUGCAGCUGGAUGCGACCGACUGUGAGGACCUCGACCUGGCGAGGGCGUCGAAGCAUGCCGGAGAAUCCGCGACCGUGGGCAUGAACCUCCUCGAGCAGGGUACCCACAUCCUCCAGAUGGAGAACCCGGCGACGCACUUCCCGGUGAAGGAGCGCAAACGAGAGAGGUCGCCCCCGCCUCCUCCGCCGGAUUCACCGCCUCCUCUUCGGGUUCUCCAGCCCCAGCUUCACCAGGGGACUGUCCAUCACCCUGAGCGAACGCAACGCCGUAGGAACCCGGAAAACCUCGGCGAGAACCCGGUCGAGGUCGUCACCAGGCCCCAGAGACGCAGGUCGAACCUGGCCGAGCAUCCUGGCGACACUGUCGAUGGGUACAACGUCCCUGCUCCUCAGGACGCAUCCGAGAGCAAGGAUGGGUUCGAGUCAUGGCGGGCGACGGAGGAGAUCCAAAGGCACGUCGAGAUGCGAAGACUACCCGAGGUGGAGAGACUCUUGGAGAUGCAGGCCAGGAACCACCCGGAACUACCGAACAUCGCGGACCUGGACGACAUCUUCUCCGCCGGGAUCGCCAAGGCAAAGUCCGGCUCCAAGGCAGGCCAGGAACUGAGGAGAGCCGACGGGGACGAGGCGAGCCUGGAGGCUAGAUUCAAGGCGCAAAUCUCCAAGCCCUUGGUCCAGCCUGUGGAGAAUGUCGUCGACCUGGACGACAUCUUCAGCGCGGGGAUAGCUAAGGCCAAGUACGGUCUAGCGAAGAACCUGGAGGACGGCCUUGAAGAAGAGAGGAGGUUCGACCUCGGAUCCUCAUCUCCUGGAGAUAUCAGGGAAGGGAGGCUGGAGAGGGAGGAGAGGUGGCGCCGCAAGGAGAGGGAGGACCUGGACAUGUUCAGGAACCUGACAAAGGAGGAGUGGGAAGCCAAGCACGGUAGAUCCAUGGAAAGCUCCCUGGACCGAGAGCUUUGGCUUUUGCAGACCGGCCAGGGCGUCGGAGAGCCUAGGGGAACCCUCGCCAGGAAGUCUUCCAUCUCGGAGUCGCCCUUGAUGAGACGCAGUGCGGCCUCCCCGGUGCAGAUGUCGAUGGAGAACCUGGACCACGACUCGGAGAGACUCUCCGAGCGGUACAGGGAGAUCGAGGAGGUAAACGCUGAGAGGUCCUUCAGCGAAACCGAGUCGAGCACGACCUCGUCCAGCGACAGCGGAAGCGAGACCGCCCACGACGUGACGAAGCUUCUCAAGGUCAUCAAGGAGCGGGAGAAGAUCGCCAAGAAGAGGAGCCUCAACGAGACCAUCCGGGACGAGGUCACCGCGGAGAUAGAGCGCAAGUGGCGGGAGAAAGAGAAGCAGAAGGAGCGGAGGGCGCGGAAGAGGGAGAGGAGGAAACGCGACAAGAAGGAGAAGCGGAAGAAGGACCGGAAGAGGAAGCGGAGGUGGGCCUCCAGGCACUCCGACGAGUCCGGGAACGACGAGCCCUUCAGGCUCCUCACGGAGGACGAGAUUAAGAAGGAGGUGGAGAUCAAGAAGGAACCGGAAGAGGAGAGGCAGGUGAAGAUGUCGGCCGAGAGCAUCGCGACCAGCAACGGAAGCGGUACCGGGUCGGGGACCAAACAACUGCCGAUAAGUUCCGGAAGCAACGCGAUGGGUCCUGACAAGUGGCAGAAACUCGUUGCCAAGGACGUCGGGUCGAGCUCUCUCUCCAAGAUCGCCCUGACCGAUCAGUGGGUCACCAGCACCCUGGCGAACCAGCCGAAGACCAAGGCGCAGCUGAAGCAGAUGCCGGAGAACGCUGGAAGCGAUCAGGUUGCGGCAGAGACCCCGAAGACCCAGGUCAAGCAGGUCGCCAGGGUGCCCGCGAAAGCGUCCCUUCUUCAGCAAUCGGCCAGCAAUGGGAGCAGCUCGAUGGACAGCAUCGACAGGCUGAACCCAGCACCUAGUUCCAAGGUAUCCGAGGUGAGCUCCUCCAGUGUCGUCGUCACCGGGGUAACGACCUUUAAGGGUUCUCCAGCCUUUGCCGGGAUUGCGGUUCCCGCUGCGAGCAAGGUUAUCGACGUUAAACAACCCGUGACGAAACACCCUGAUGUGGCUGCAUCAACGAGGAACCUUGAAGUAGCGCCUUCACCGAGGAGCCUUGAAGUAUCGUCUUCAGCGAAGACUGCCGUUCCGCCGAUCAAGAACCCUGAAGCGGUCCCAACGACCAGGAGUUCAGAGGCGACCUCGAACCCCGGUAAGUCGAAGAAACUCGAUAUCCACACUUACAAGGCCCGGAAGAUGCAGUUGCAGAUAAAGGAACAGGAGAAGCUGAAGAUCAUCGAGGAGAACCCGAACCUGCUGACCCAGGACCUCCUGAACAUCCCGAUACUAACGAAGAAGCGGAACGAGGAGACGCUCGUCGAGGCUGCCCAUGAAGACAAGGUCAGCGCCGUCCAGAAGGUGCAACCGGCGAAGGUGGACCUUCCUCAGGAGGCGAUCGUCACCUCUGCGGGGGAUAGAACCCUCGUAGAAGGUGCCGGUCUCAUCAAAAAGAAGAAGAAGAAGAAGAAGAAGGUCCUCCCCAGUAUGGCACCACAGACAGAAGCUGAAAAGCCACCGGUAGCUCCAUUAGCGGAUCCAAGGUUACGCUCAGCUGCGCCAACGUACACCGAAAUUGGACAAACUCCUGCACCUGCAGUUCCUCGGGCACAAACCGUUGCCAAUGCGAAUGUCCAGGACCCCAGGAAACCUGGGAAUCCGAACACCACUCGUGCGGUUCGUCUCCGUCGUCACAGAGUCCUUGAUCCUGGACCGUCCCCCUUAUCGGUCGAUAUUUCUGCAGCAAGAUUGCUUCCUGAUGGCCCGUCGAAAACUUCAACCGUUGCUGGGGCUGGUGCAGCUGCGGAGAAAUCGGUUCCUGGUGGAGUGGUGAAAGCGUCCACCGUUGCAGGCGUUGGUACUGUUGCAACCAAGAUUAUUCCUCCUAGGGCGUUGAAGUCUUCCACCGUUGCUGCUGCUGCAACUGCAGUCAGGACGGAUUCAGCUGGAGCAUCGAAAACUUCAACGGUUGCUGGUGUUGCUGUUGCAACUGCAGCCGGAACGGUUCCUGGUGUAGAUGCAACUGCAGCUGCACAAACUACUGCUAUCCUGGCGACGGGAGCUGUAAACUUGGGUACGUCGACUUGUGAUGACGGCCCAAUGAAAAAGGUCCUUGAGACGAAGAAAAGUGAUGAUGUGGAUCCUGCUUCGAGUAAGGUUGACGGUGCUCCUGGAAAAGCAGCCGGUGUACUUGGAAACACGGAUUUAGUCGCGAAGGUUGUAAAUGUCGCCGUUGAGAAGGCUGUUAAUCCUGCCACGAAGGCUGCCAUUAUUGCUGCUGCGACCAGCAAUCCUGUCGUGAGGUUGGAUGCCAUUCGAGUGAAUAAAAUGGUCCUUGCCGAAGGCAAUUCAGGUGGGACUGCAGUGACCUCGAAGAGUAACAGCAAUCUGCAGAAACAAGACCUACCUGUACUCGCAAGCAAUUGUAGUGCAAUAAAAGGAGCCUCUUCAACGAGUGGCCAAACCAAGGAAGGAAACGAAGCUAAAAUUCCUGUAAAAAUUGCUGAUGCUCUCCACAGCUCUUCAGCAACCACCAAAGACCCGAACCAUCCUAUCCAGGAAUUUCUCACAGACCCUGCCAAUAAUCUGCCUCAAGAGGGGAAGCUCAAGAAGCCGAAGAAGAAGAGGUCCAAGGAGAAGGCCGAGAAGAGGAAGAGAUCGAAAACUGACGAUCAGGACCCGAAUGAGCGGACCCUGAAGAAGAUGAAGAGGAUCAAAUCGAAAAGCAAACCAGAAAUCCUAGAAUCGGACAAAGAAACUCGACCCAACGAACCUGCGAGGAUUUCUAAGAGAAAUGAUCCUCUCUCGUUGAAACCUGAAGUGGAACCAACGGCAUUAAACCCUGAAGAGGUCACUCCCGAUCCACCUCGAAUCAAGACUAAGGACCUCUCUUUUGGCACCGAUACCACGAACAGGGAUUUUUCGAGCAUUAUAAGUUUGAAGGGCUCCACGGAACCGGAUGUUACCCUGAAGACCACUCCGGGUCCGGGAGACCUGAAGGAAAAGUUGAAGAAAGAGGACGCCAUUGCUGAAACCGGUGACAAGAAGUCGGCAUUAUCUGGAAGGACAACGUGUAACGUGGAUGAAAUAUUCGACGAGCUCAUCAGGAACGUGGAGGGGUCUUUGGAGGGCAUCAACGUCGUCCAGACGGAUCUUGGAAGCGGCCUCGAAGAUGUGGAGUCUUCGGUCAAACUGCAGAACAUAAGGAUUGAAAUGGGCGCGAAUCCUUCUCCAAAUAGUCCUGGUACUGAGGUAACGAUACCUAGCAAUGGUCUGCCAGAAAUUGUACCUGAAGAAAAUGUCCCUGAAGAGCGACCCUCUCGGGCGGAGAUUUUCCGGAGAGAGAACGAGGCCCUGGAAGCUGCGCUCACCAAGUCGCCUCUGAUCGAGGAGAUCUUCGACGAGCUCAUCAACAAAUCCAGCAAAGCUUCGAUGAUCCAGGAUGCUGAAGAAAGCAACCUGCCUCCCACCGAUGAAGAUGCUACCGAUAAAGAAGCUGAACGCGUGCUAGUCGGUAACGAGACCAUACAUUCCGGAAUUGAGCUUGAAAAUAUCACGUCUUCAGGGUGUAGGAGCGUUGCCGAAGAGUCUGCGCAUUGUUCAAGCAUGGAUCUCCCUGUAGACGUUCCUGGUACCGUAAACUCUGGGAUUGAAUUCGGAAACGUCACGUCUUCAGGGUCUGGAAGCAUCGUCGAAGGCCCUACACAUUCCCCAGGAACGGUUCUCCCUGAAGACGUUGCUGAUAUCAUGAAUUCCGGAAGUGAAUUUGAAAAUGUCACGCCUUCAGGGUGUAGGGGCGUUGUCGAAGACUCUGCGGAUUGCUCGGUUCUCCCUGUAGACGAUGGGGAUGGCAUCGAAGAAGCGAAGAACGACGCAGUUCCUGAAGUCGUUCCCGAGGAGAUCCUAGAAGGCGUUGAAUCGAGGAACAGGAUGAUCAUUCCCGGGGAAACUGACCAGGGUAUGGGUAUCGAGCAGGGCCUGGACAUUGUUCAGGACGAGGGGGUGGUGAAGAACGUGAAUCUUGCUCAGGGUCUCGUCGUCGUGGACAUAGAAGAGAUGAUGGGCGGCAUCGUGGAGCCAGAGAGCAAGGACAUCGUGGAGAAUCUAGACCUGGCCGAUACCAACUACGUCCCGGAAUACCCUGAAGAGGACCUUGAACAAAUGUUCAACCCUGACGGGGCGAACCCGGAGCUCGAAGCCGAUGCCGAAAUCGGCACACCUUACGUCGUCCCUGAGGAAUUGAUCGGCGACUUUUUAGGGAAGCAUCCUCAGCCGGUCGUGCAACUGAAAAGGGUUCCUUCGGACCUCCUGGCCAAGGACGAGGGCGACGCCGUCGAAGACGAAGGACCAAAAAUUAAUGCACAUAUAUAUCCUUUAGAUGGUGCACAAGAAGAAAAAUCUCAAGCAGCCAUCUUCGAGGAAAAUGAACGAUCAGAGACCGUAAACCUUGAAGAAGAGGCUGACUCUAGGCAGAACGAGAAGGUGGGGGUUCAGGACGACGUUUUAAUUAGUGACGGCAUGAAAAAUCAGGCCGAGGUCAUGGAAGGUGUGGAAAGCAAUAACCUUGAAGAACCAGGUAAGAAGGAACAACGCGAGACUCCUGGGGAUCUCUUUACCAGGGAUUUAUUUCUCGAGGGCGAAAAUAAACUGGACGUUGAUGUCGAGAACGACGAGUUGGGCGUCGAAGAUGAAGAUACCCUGAAGGUGCCAGGAUGUGAAGUGCUGGAGGAAGAUCCUGUCGCCUUGGAGGAUCAGGUAUUUGGUAUAGAAGAAGGUGGAGCUCAAUCGAACGUGAUCGUCGAUGGUCUAGUUGCCGAAGAGAUUCACCUAGACUUGCAGAGGGAAUUGGAGGUGGGUCUUCAAGGCUUAGUGGAAGAGGUCUACGUGGAGCCGCUCAAGGACGAGGACAUCCAGAACUCCGAUCCCAGUCACUCGCACCAGGUCGUUGAAAUCCAGUCCCCGCGGAAAGAGACGGAGAACGUCGACAAAGAAGGUACCAAAGAAGAGAGAGAAGGUGAAGAAAAUACAGACAAUGCCGCGGAAGGUCGAGACAGUAAGGAGAGAGAAGAAGUUCCGGAAGACGGGGAAAGAAACAAUGGCAGGGACCAAGGGGAGGAGAAGAGAGAUGCCGAAGAACGAGAUGAAGAUGCCGAAGGACGGCGGCAAGGUAACGGCAACAAGGACGACUCCGACGAGAAGGGACACCCGGAGGAGAACGAGGAGAACGACGAGACUGCGAAAGAGAACGUCGAAGAAAUGGACGAGGAGGAAGAGGAGGUCGAGGAAGUCGCGAAUGGCGGAGAGAACUUUAAGGAGAACCUGAAGGAGUUGAGAGAAAACCGAGCGGUGGAAGUUCUCGAGGAAGAAAGAGACCUUGGGGCGAAAGAGGGUGAAAAUAAGGACGAGGCUGCCCCUCUCGAUGACGACGCCCAGGACGAGCAGGACGUUCUUCGAGUAGACCUUGAAGACUCGGCGGAAAUGGAGGAGAUGUUUCAGAUGGACUCUCCGCGGAAGUCCGAAAAGGUCAGCGAUGAGAAGGACAAACUGAAUUGGAACUCGAGGGUAGAAUCUCCCCUGGAUAGAGGAACGAGUUCGGUAGACUCGCCGAUGGUGGACUUUGAAAACGGGGACUUCAUCGUCCUCUCCGAGGUGUCCUGCGACGAGGACUCCGAUGCCGAAGCGGAAAUAGGAUGCGAGGGAACCGUAAUAAAUUCCGAUGCUCGGUACCAGGUGAAACCAGAAGAAGAAAUCCCAGGCGAUCUAUCGGAUCAACUUAAUUCUGCACAUGGUCCACCUUCCAUGGCAGAUGCACCUGCAAAUGUUAUCGUCCACCCUGCAGGACCUGGAGGUAUGACCGAAGCGAUACCGAUGGGUCCUGACGAGGACGUGGAAGAAAUUAUAUAUAGCGAGGAAGGUCAAGGGAAACUUGCGACAGACGUGGUUGGUGUAUCGGAAUCUUCUGGGAUGCUGAUAGAAAUGUCCUCUGAUGAAAUUCUUUCAGAUGCACCUGCAGGAAGGGUUUCGAUUUCCCUCAACUCGGAUCUGGGGAGAGACGAGGCCGAUAUUUUGCAGGAAUCUGAUGCAGCUGCAGAGAAAAUUGCUGGUGGAGCUGCGGAGAAAUUUGCUGGUGAAGCUGCAGAGAAGAUUGCUGGUGAAGCUGCAGAGAAAAUUGCUGGUGAAGCUGCAGAGAAAAUCCCAGAUGCAGGUGUAGAAAAAAUCGCUGAUGCACCGUCUGUCCAUCUGCCAGAGGCUGUGAAAGGUAUUCCUUCAGGAACAUAUGUGAUAUUAGAGCGUAAGAAAGGAACUCCAGAAAGGACGCGUCGACCUUCCGGAACAGAAGCUGAAGAGACGUCUGAAGCCGAAGAGAAGGUCGUCCCACCGAUUGAAAGUUUGGCCGAAGCCGUAUCAGCUACUCAGGUGGGUCUAGAAAGGACGAAAUCACAGAAGUCCUUGGGAGAUCAAUCGGAGCCUGAAGACAUCGAAAAAUGUCAGUCUUCUAGUCAAGAUCUCUCAACAUCGCUAGCGGAAGAACCUGAAGAACUGAAGGACCAUCCUCAAAUAAUUCCUGAGGUCAUAGAAGUGACGCCAGAUACGCUUGACCCUGAAAAGGAGGAAAGUAACGAUAUCGUACCGAUUAAGACCGCGGCAGACUCUUCAGCAUCAGUUGAGAGUAAAACAAGGUCUCCAAGGUUGGAAAAUAUUCAGUUGGAAAUUAAUCGAGACUCUUUGCUGCAGACUUCUGCCCUGAGGAGUGACUCCGAUGAAAAGGAGAGCAGAAGUAACAAGACAAUGCCCUCGAUAAUCAGCAUCAUCACGCCAACGAAGAUGAUGACCUCGGCAUUGAUCUCGGAAGUGACAAAAGAGAGGAAGAAAAAUCAGGAUAAAAUGAUGGAGCUCAAUUCCAAGGAGGGCGAGAAACAAGAGGAGAGUCAAGAAGGACUGCAAAUCCCGGAUAAGGUCUCGAGUCCCAAGGGAUUUGCUGAGGAAACAAAUAGCCACACAAUAGGCUCUUCAAGUUCCAGUGAUAACCCGAUGAUAGACCAUCAGAAACAUUCUUCAGAGGUCUCCAAAGGGACCCUGCAGGUUCCCACGAAGGCUGCCCUGAAGGAAUCGCCGCCACCCUUUUCACGGAUUUCCUCGGGAACCCUAAACUGCUAUUCCCACCCUGAAGAGGAACAAAAUUCCCCAAAACGAGCGCCGAAGGGAACCAUCGCGGAAUCCAAUUCCCAGGGAGUCUUGAGAGACUCCAAAUCUGUUUCGGAAGGUCCCUUAAAUUUGGAUGCAAACCCUGAAGAGGUGGCGGGAGACGUCAACGUCCCUUCAAAGGUACCCGAAGACGACCUCGCAGAGCCGAUUACCCCGGAGAAGGGAAAUUCCGCCAUUCGCGACAUCGUUGAAGAUGUUAAAGAUGUUAGCGGUAAAGUCGAUUCCAAAGGUCUUCAGAAAUCAUCAGAAGACCCUGCAAGAACAACCGACCCUGGGACGAAGAAGCCGAAGAGUCGACCUGGUGUUCGCCAGUAUCCCAUCGUGGAGCUGGAGAAGAUUCGAGAAUUGGACACCCUGGCGAAGACGAUGGAAGAGAGAGGCUCCUACACCGUCUCAAGAAACAUCAUGCCCUGUAUAAAGACGUCUUCAGGGUCGGUCGAGGGACCCACGGACCCCCAGGAGAAGAAAAGCAGCUUGCACAGGGUAAGACACAAGCACAAGAUGAAGCAUAAGGACAGCAAGAGGCACCACGUGCACGAAAAGCUGGUCAAGGAGGCCCUGAAGGAGCAAGAGGUCGUGACGGUGGUCAGCAAACCGACCACGAAGAAGGCCGUCAUGGAAAGGAUGAUGGAGAUCGACGUGGAGAUCCACAAGCUGAUGUCCGAGAAGAUAGAGCUAUACCAGAUGCUGGAAACUGGGGCCCUGACCGACGACCUGGAAGAGGAGGACCCUGCCCCCGUGGUCCACGAGAAGGUCCCCGAAGAGAGCGUUCCCCUCUUCAGGUCUAAAACGCCGAUGCCCUUCAGGCCGAAAACGACGGUUCCUUUGAGGUCUAAAACUCCUACACCUUUCAGGUCCAAGACGCCCACCUCGAACAGGUCAAAGACCCCCUCGAUGCUGAUGAAGUUCAUGCCGAACCUGGAGAACGAGAUCCAGAGUUCCAAGGAGGGUGCGGAAGCCUCGAAGCCGAUCGAGAGGGAGAAGGUCGGGUCGUCUCUGAAGAGCUUGCCCUCGAGGCCUAGCGAGGAGUCUCUUUCCUUGAGCUCGGGGGAUGAAGAGAUAUCCAGGAUCUCGAAGAACCGGAGACCACCCUCGCCGAGGAAGAAGAAGAGGGACCGACACGAGAAGGCGAGUAAAAAGGAGAGGGAGAAAGAGGCCAAGGCGGAGACUAUUCAAAAGACCCUGCUUGCCGACUGGCAGACGGAUACCGAUGAAGGUCACGUGCCGUUGCUGAAGAGCCUCAACGAGGGGGCACCCUGGAAGGAGAAGGUGGUCCAGUUCGAGGUCGGGCAUAGAGAUAAGGUUCUGGUCGAUGGGGGUCAUAAGGAGAAGGAAAAGGACGUCGGUCACAAGGAGAAGGUCCAACUCGAUGUUGGUCACAAGGAAAAGGUUCCUUUUGACGUUGACCACAAGGAGAAGGUCCACGCCGACGUUGGUCACAAGGAAAAGGUACAGUUCGACUUCCCGAAGAAGGAGAAGCACGUGCACGUAGAGGAGGAGCAUAGAUCCAGCGGUCACACCCUGAAGAGGGAUGGUUCCGAAGGUAAGACGCAUACUCCCAGGCAUAAACCUCGCAAGGAACGAGAGGAGAAGGACCAGGUUGGGGAUGGUACCCCGAGUCGAGAAGACGCGACCAAGCCUCGAGAUAAGACCCCGAAGAGGACCAACGUGCCCAGCGAAGGUAAGCCCCCUAGGCCACCAAGUCGGGACGAGAAGAACGUCUCGGAUUCUACAGAGACCAGCAGUCUUUCGGAGAUGUCAAGAGAUGGGUCAAAGUCAAGGGAUAAGGUCAGUCCUGGGGAAGAGCCGAAGAAGGCCAAGGACAAGUCCGUGGAAUUGGAGAAGAAGGUCCUUCCCUUGAAUCGUAGCCUACAAACGGAGGUAGAGAAAGGGAAGGGUCAGGCAUUGAAGUCCUUUAAGGUACCCGAAGACGAGUCCACGAUCCUGGUCCCGGAAAGUCCCGUAAAGAACCUGAGGCUCGAGUCCAGGACGACUUAUCACAGUCCUAUCUACUCGGACGAUAGUACCUUGGAGUCCUUCGACGGCCUUGGAGUCGAGAAGAGGCCUACCACCGGUCUCGCUCUUCUCGAGGAGUCCUACAACCGCGAGAUGGCCGAAUUUAGGAAGCAAAAAGCCGAAGCCAAGAGGAAGAGGAGGAUGGAGCUGAAGGACAUCGUCGGCCACGUGUACGCGCUUUCGCCCGAAGAGGAGGAGAUGCCCUUGAAGACGCUUUACUUGAAGAAGCUCCAGCAGAAGAAAAACCUCCUCAAGAAGAAACCGUGGACGCUGCCUCUGCUCGACCCGGUAGUCGAGAAACACAUUGACGAGGUCAUCGACGCCGUUGCCAAGGAUAGGGUUGCGGACCUGUACAACGAUGAACCAGGUGGCCCUCUUCAGGAAAAAGAUGCCUUACCUAAGAGUACGGGACUCCCGGAUGUCUCCUCAAUUUCCCCAGAUUCUUCGCUGAAGCCUGAAGAGUCUGUACCCGAGGAUGACGAGAAGCCGCCACCUGCCAAGGACUUCGUGGAGACCUGCGAAGGGAAACCCCCUGAUAACCUUGCUGAAGAACAAUCAGAAGAUCCAGUAAUUAAUGUCGAACCAGUCCACCAGGAAGGCCUACUCAACAAGCCCGACCUAGACAACAUCGACAGAGUAGCUGAUAAGAAAUCAACGGAAUUCUCAAUUGCUGAUAGGGAACCAACGGGAUCCCCAGUUGCUGAUAAACCUGCAUUAUCGCAGAAAAACACUCCCGAAGACAUUCCUCCCGACCAGGUCUUAGAACCGACUCCAAGGUUAACCGAAGAACACGAAGAAGAUGCCGAAGAGGUGGAUGAAACUGACACCCCGGUCGAAAACGAGAUGCCCAAGGUUGGCCAAGCCAAGGACAUUGAAAGAGAGCAAACCAGAGUGUGUCGAAUACCCGAAGACGAGGACGAAGAGGUCGACGUCGAGGGUAUCGACGACGACGAUGUGCCCAUCCUCGCUCUGAGGUCCUCGUUGCCGAUUGGCUCGAACCUAGUCGAAGAGAAGUUAUCUCUCGUGGAGAAUGGCGAUAAGGAGCCGGAAGUUCCCGAGGAAGGCGAGGAAGCUUGCGGCUCCGAGGACAGGAAGAUCGACGAAGAGGAUGAGAAAGCUCUCCUGGAGAGCCUCCUCGAGGCAUACGGCGAAAGACCGGAGGAUUUCGAGACGCAAUCCGAAGCGACCGACGACUCCUCGAAGCCGGUCGACAACGAGGGAGGUCAGGAACCUGAAGAGAACGUGACCCGGGAGGCGCCUGUGGAGAGAAUCGUUCCUCGGGAUGAAAAACCAGCCUCGGGCGAUUUAAGUCCUAAAAAUUCAACACAUAACGAUUUAAAUGUUGAAAUUUCGGCAAAGGGGGAUUUAAAUGUCGAGAAUUCGGCAAGGGACGAUUUACGGGGUAAAAAUUCCCACCUUGGGGACGAUUUACCUGGAGAUAAUUCCCAGGUCGAGGGCGAGGACGACGUAACGGAGGAAGCAUCCUCGGGAGAGCCGUUACAGGAGGAGAAGGCUGCACAUCUUGAAGAGUCCACCAGUCUAGUCGUCAAAGAUGGGGUAGGAGAUCCAGUCAAGAGGACGGUUCCCGAGGAAAGGGUCCGCAAGGAGUCGGAGAAGGCCAACUCCUCUAGAGACGAGGCGGACCUUGAAGAGAGUCGCCUCUCCUCCGAAGAGGAGGUCCUCGGAAGUAGACCCAGGAAAAGGGGCAGGAAGCCGAACCGGGUCGCCUCCGACAGAAGGUCCUCCAGGACAUCCGAGGAAUCUAAACGCACCAGGAGUAGCGAGACCUCUCGUGAGAAGAGCAGGACUCGGUUUUCCGGGUUGCUGGACAGUCCCACACCCGGAGGGGAGACCGACAGCUCGGUAGGGUCCAGCUCCAAGCGCAGGUGCACCAGGAGACGGUCGAACGUCCUGGAGGACAGGAAAAAAGAGGAGGCUCCUAUCGGCAACGAGCCGCGAGACAGGAGACGAGGCAGGAAGAGGAAGAGCCACACCCUGGAGGAGAUGAAGACCUGCAAGGUGCGACUCGUCGACAGUAAAUACACGUAUUUGAGGUCGGACGUGCACCCCAGCGUCUUGCGACGACUGGGCAUCUCCAGGAUCAACCUGUGCGCCCUUGAGGCUGGAUCGUUCCCGAGGAGCGUGGCAUCCACCGUCUUCCCGAAGACCACCGUCGCGACGAGUACGGGGUCGACGGUCUUUGGGAACGCCGAAGGACCCGAUGUCCUGGUUUCCAAGCUCGCGGGGACUCCGGGUCCUCGAGAACCGACCGGUGCCCGGGUUCCCACCUUGGCGACCUCGAAGAGCCCUCUCGUCCCCGUCGUCAAGGCCGAACUUCUUGGCCACCUUAGCUCGGGUGGACUUUCUUACUCCGAGCGCCCUGAACGCAGGGAAGCCUCCCGCGACGAGGCCAGCCCUGUUAACCUCGACCUGGAGGAACCGUCCAGGAUGCGCUACACCGUGCACAAGGGCCCGAUUUUGGACAUCAAGGUGUUUGACGACUCCUUUCUGGCUGCCAGCGAGGACGGCACGAUAUAUCGGUACAGCCAGACCUCUAAUGGGAUACUGAACGUGUACAGAGGCCACAAGUCGGCGGUGACGUGUCUCCACGUCCUGAAGACCUCCUCUAAUAGUCUUCCCAAGGACAGGAUGUACUCGGGAUCCCUGGACGGAACCCUGCGAUGCUACGACAUCACGACCGGAUUCGAGGCGCAAGAGCCGACCGACCUGGGGAGCCCGAUCCAGUGCAUGGACUACUCGUGGGAGAUCAUCUUCAUAGGCACGAAGUCCGGCCACGUAUCUCGCUUCCACGUGGAGUCUGGCACGCUCAAGGGGGAUAAGAUCAAGUUCUCCGAGAGGUCCGUCCUGGCCUUGAGGGCGACCUCGGAGGGUCCCAGAAGGGUGCUCAUCGUCGCCUCUAGGAACCAGGCCAUCACGAUAAGGGACGCACAAAAUGGCUUGUUCCUAAGAACCAUUUGUGGGGAAAGGAGCCACACGGUGUACAGUUUGCUGAGGGAUCACAGCUUGGUGUACUGCGGGACCAGCAGCACGUCGAUUCCCGUGUUCGACUUCACCACUGGCGAUCAAAUAAUGCAAUACAACGCCGGCGUGGGCAUCGUCUGCAUGAGGCUCUACAAGAAGCUCCUCUUCGCCGGAUGCUACGACGGCAACAUCUACGUGUUCAACACGAAGGAGAGAAGACUAGCCUGCAGCAUACCCGGCCCGGGCAACAUGCUACUGAGCAUGGAAGUCAUCGGAACAAAGAUCAUCGCAGGAAGCAAGGACCGCCGACUUCACUCGUGGACGAUGCCCGAUCAAAUCCGAUUGCUCUUGGGCGACACGACGUAACGGAGACGCGAUGUCAAUGCGAAUCGCGAGCUAAUCAUGCGCGAGAAGUCAGUCCAUGAUAAACGGCAGGCUCUCGGUAAUGGGCGAAUAAGGGAAAAUGUCGAGCCCUUGCAUUCGCGAAAUCAUUAAUAAGAGGGCUCGUGAAAAACUCGCGACAUACACCCUGCGUACCAUUGAGAAAUCCAAGAUUCACGUCCCCAACAAAAUCCCGUUCGGGACGGACGCGUUCAAGGCUCUUGUAAGACCAGGUCGGCCAUCUUGGAUUGUGGCGUCCCAGCGUAGAAACUCGGGGAAAAAAAUCCCAAACCGAUAUUCCGGGGACCUAGUGAAGCCUGGUUUACGUUCCCGGGCCCAAUCGCUUGUCUAUCCCCCCAUCCUGAUUUUCACGGGGCCGUUAAUACCUUUCCUAAUUCAUAUUCUAGUUUAAUUCAAUCCAACGCGGCUGCGUCUCUUAAGCCCGUGCGCGGUGCGCAAAUAUCGGUACCCUAGCUUAAUUUUCAAGCAGCUUCUAAUUAAUUAGGCGGAACGGUUUGACGGCGGCGUUUAAUUUAGCCGUUAUCCGAGUCUGCUAAGAGUUACGAAAACGUGGGCCAAAUCAAUUCCCAAGCGAAGCUCGCGCGAGCAGAUUUUUUUUUUUAAUGACGCGCGUGCGUCGUUUCGUAGAUCUGUAGAUAAGUUCGAAGUUGAUAACUAGGGUUAAGAAGAGAGUUAACGUUAAGUUGAGGGAAGGACAAACGCUGGCCUUGAUACGAACGAUUGAUUUACGAGGUGGGAACCAUACCGGGAGCGUAAACCAGGAUUUAAGGAAUUUAAUGGGAUUCGGCGCCGACGCCAAAAUUCAAAAUGGCCGACCUGGCUCCGUUGAGGCCUUAAACGACGAAUUGACGCUGUACAGAACCCCCCGGACUAGGCAAAAGUGACUAUGUAAUAUAGAGUACAAAUAUAUGGAUGUGCACAUACCUAAGCCCGAUAUGUGCGUAGCGAUCGCGUUUGGAUAUGACGAUAGUAUUAACGGGACAAUUACAUCUUCUUCUUACUCGUA
This is a messenger RNA of Orussus abietinus, 18896 nucleotides long. RefSeq lists its product as uncharacterized. NCBI's taxonomy places the organism in Eukaryota, Metazoa, Arthropoda, Insecta, Hymenoptera, Orussidae. The record is from RefSeq and is a predicted model, not a curated record. Gene Ontology annotation, molecular function: SH3 domain binding; RNA binding. Gene Ontology annotation, cellular component: membrane; cytosol. The transcript has 9 exons. Bases 839 to 17854 code for a protein of 5671 amino acids.